GUACCGCCACGAGCACCUCUAGCCUACUGCUACAACCCUCGACCUCAUCUCACACUCACACAGGCUCAGCGCCGGCAAGCGCGUGCGUUCAAUACCGCGACAGAUCGUUCACAAAGAGCCGACGAACCACAGCGUACGGUGUGCAAUUGAGUGGAGUGACGUGCACGCGUUAUAAUAUUAUAGACAAAACAAUUAUCUGCGGUGGUAUCUACUUUCGUCCACUUGGCGUUGUCUCUUGUUGCAGACUUCCUUAACACGUGAGAGAGGGAGGGAGAGAGAGAGAGAAAAAAAAAACACAUGAAAAAACUUGUCUGCCGGAUUUGCUGCUCUUUACUGUAGGACAUUUGUUUAUUCCAGCAUUUUCGUGGUGUUUGAGCCCUAUUAGUGCAUGUGCGAGGAAGUUAACAACUUCAAUAAUCAGCCCUGAAUGUGUAUACCAAAACUAAAUACAAUGUGAACCAAGUUUCGUGAUUUGACCAUUGUGCACAAAGUCGGAGGAAGCGGAAAAUGCAGGAAAUGGAGGAGAAGCGAAGGAUUCGAGGAGAUUCGCACUGGUCAAAGCUAUUGCAAGUGAACUCAGACCCCAACGGCUUCCGACACAAGCGAUGUAUACGCAUGUGUCGCAGUUUCAACGUGAGUCAACCAGCUAUCUGCAGAGGGCUCCGCCUUGGAAGUCGACGAGGCACAGACAGAAACGGCGCAUUGAGGGAGAUUGAGGAGACGACAGACACUUCUUGCCCACCGCCAGACUCUGGUAUUUUAGCCAGCAUCGCGACACGAAUCCGCCAUUGGCUGCAGUCUAAGCGGAAGUACGAAGUUGUGUCCCCUGUGAAUGACACUUCCGGCAGCGGAGAAAGGAAAGGGGAUAAGAGCGGGGGAGACAUUGAUCAUGGGGUGGCAGGUGCUAGCGGUAUGGUUCGAGGGGAGACGAUUAAGGAAGAUUACCUAAUAAUCAGUCAAAUAAACAAUUACCAUCCAGAGUUAAAGCGCUCCGGGGGUUCCAAUCCUUUAGGACUCCCCGUGAGUGGUCCAUGUGUACCCCGAUCCGCCUCAACAGGCGUAGCUAGGACAUCUGGGGGCUCUCUAACUCCGCCUACUGUCAUUUCCCGACACGCCACGCCCACACACACUUCUUCAGGCGGGACGUCGUCGUUUUACCCUAGCCCCGGAACGUCGUCAAAGUCCACCACCGGCCACCACCAACAGUAUCACACUCAACAGCAUCAGAACUCUCACCAGCAUCCUGUUGUUGAUAUCAACAUUGAGUUCGCCGAUGCGGUGGCAGUCAAACCUCGUUCCCACUUCGCAUCCAACCCGCUCAAACUGGAUCAGAACCAAACCCCCAAAACCGCUAUCAUGACCCCUGCCACACGAGCACUCUCCAGAAGUCAGCAGUUGCGUCAGUCAAGAAACAAAUACAUGAAACUUCUUCAAAAGGCGGGCCAGCUCAGCCCCGGCCGGACACCGCUAACAGGGACCAUCAGCGCUCCAGCGAAGCAUGGGAUAGGAGAGAAGGGAUCAUCACCCAUAGCCAAGCGGAGACAGAUAAAAACCUGGCCACUUCCGGGAAGAAAGCAGCUGAAGUCAGGUUAGCAAAACUACUCUUUUUAGAUCACAUGAUUUCAAGUGAAGUGAACUCUUACUUGUGUGUAGCUGCCUGUCUACACACUAUCUUUGUUUUUUCACACUUUUUUAAUGUUCAUAUCUUCAAUACUGUAUCCUGUUCUAUCAAAGUGAGAUAGAUUAGAUUCAAGUCCUCUAUCUGUACUAUAACUUUCCACCAUGCUUGUCGCGUCUUAAGCUUAAAGCGGACAGUGUAAUCAAGGGGUCCUCUUUUACUCAGUCGAGCAAACAGAC
Molecule: messenger RNA, 1857 nt
Organism: Aplysia californica (California sea hare)
Lineage: Eukaryota; Metazoa; Mollusca; Gastropoda; Aplysiida; Aplysiidae
Exons: 4
Coding region: 508-1593 (361 amino acids)
Source: RefSeq, a predicted model, not a curated record